Messenger RNA from Arachis duranensis, 357 nucleotides. RefSeq lists its product as uncharacterized. Bases 1 to 357 code for a protein of 118 amino acids. The record is from RefSeq and is a predicted model, not a curated record. The transcript has a single exon. NCBI's taxonomy places the organism in Eukaryota, Viridiplantae, Streptophyta, Magnoliopsida, Fabales, Fabaceae.
AUGUGUGUUACUCACUACGACAGACGGGCUUCAACAUUUGUGGUUGAGGAGUUAGAGCCUUUCGAGGGUUGGUCGCAAGGCUCGUUCCGUUUACAGUUGACGGGGAGUAUGUAUGAUUGUGGUCUUUUUCAGUCACUCUAUUUCCCAUGUCAUCAUGUGGUUGUCGCUUUUGCCGCUGCUAGUGUCAAAUGGAGUCCGUACGUGCAUUCAGUGUACUUGCAGUCCACUGUGUUCAUGGUGUAUGAGACGGAGUUCCCACUGAUACCAAACGAGAAGCUUUGGCUGGAGUGGUUCGGGACACAGUUGCGUCCUAAUCUAGCCAUGCGUAGGAAGGCCACUGGAGAAAACCUAUUUUAA